Messenger RNA from Erigeron canadensis, 758 nucleotides. Its product is annotated as ubiquitin-conjugating enzyme E2 28-like. Bases 101 to 547 code for a protein of 148 amino acids. NCBI's taxonomy places the organism in Eukaryota, Viridiplantae, Streptophyta, Magnoliopsida, Asterales, Asteraceae. Gene Ontology annotation, biological process: protein polyubiquitination. The transcript has 3 exons. The record is from RefSeq and is a predicted model, not a curated record. Gene Ontology annotation, molecular function: ubiquitin conjugating enzyme activity. Gene Ontology annotation, cellular component: nucleus.
GCACUCAUAUAUAAAUCCAUCUCCAAACACAUAAUAAGAUGCACCAAAACAUCUUGCAUUCAAUUCUUUCAUCUCCAUAUACUCCCCAUAGUUUCACAGAAUGGCUUCUAGGAGGAUUCUAAAAGAGCUCAAGGACUUGCAAAGAGACCCUCCCGCCUCAUGUAGUGCUGGUCCUGUGGCUCAAGAUAUGUUCCAUUGGCAAGCAACAAUCAUUGGGCCAAACGAUAGUCCGUACGCCGGUGGAGUGUUUCAAGUUACUAUCCACUUCCCUCCAGACUAUCCUUUCAAACCCCCAAAGGUUGCCUUUAGGACCAAAGUGUUUCAUCCUAAUAUAAACAACAAUGGUAACAUUUGUCUUGAUAUUCUCAAGGAUCAGUGGAGUCCUGCCCUUACCAUAUCCAAGGUUUUGUUGUCAAUAUGUUCGUUGCUGACAGAUCCGAACCCAGAUGACCCGUUGGUCCCAGAAAUCGCACAUAUGUACAAGAUAGACAAGGUCAAGUAUGAAGCCAUGGCUCGGAGUUGGACUCAAAAGUAUGCCAUGUACUGAAAAAUCAACGAAGCCGGUUUAUGUAAUGUAAGUAAUAACAUAUUCUUGUAUGAAAUUUAUAAAGCCUCACGAGAUGGAACGAAAUUUAGUUGGAUUAUGAGGAAUAUGAAAAGAAAUUACGCCCACGAUGCUGGUGUAAUGGAUUGUUAUGAAAGUGAAAUUGGAGUCUGAUUUGAAUUUUCAAUAAAUGUCCCAUAUUUUUUUAAUAAAA